AUGUCCUUAUACGCCACAGACCCGGCACCUCCAGUCCUCGCACACACUUUGCUCUCCCAACCCGUCCAGAAUGCCAGAGACCCAAACGUCCCGACUGAGAGAGAUUGUAACUUGGGAGCAGCUAUUGGAAAUGGGAUCCAAUGCUCAUCUGAUACAUUAUUCCGCCCUGGGAUUGUCAUUGGUUUCUCGAGACCUAGAAAGAGAGGUACAGAUAACGAUGAUGAUCAUGAAUAUAUAGGACGGAUCCCCCGACACAUCCUCACAACUCAUCUCCUCAAACGCCCAUCCCCAGCACCAGACUCAUUCAACACAUUCAUAAUCCACCCCUUCAACCUCCCCAUCUUCUUCCCCCAAACCCUCCUCACCUCUCUUCUCUCUUCGAAAAACCCCAACCUAUCCCGCGAAGAAGCAAUAAGCCGCUUAGACACCGUCCAACUCCUCCCCGUCUACGACUUCCCAGCAGCCAUGCAAGCCAUCACCCAAGUCUCAGAUACGCUACACAAAAUCAACCAACAACGCCAGAACCAACAAGCUAAUAACAGUAACCAAGAACCGGUGGUGUUGAUCAUCGCCGGACUGGACACCCUCGUCGAGAGCGUCAUCCGCGCGUCGAACCCGAUCAAAGGAACGGCGGUGUUGAAUGCUGCGUCGCGGACGUUUACGCGGUUGUCGAGGGAGUAUGCGGCGUUUCUUUCUGUUUUGCUAGUUAAUACUACUGGACUUGGACCUGGGACUGGGACAGGGGAUGUUGUGGCUGAUGGGGAUUAUCAAGGAGAGCAGUUGUCGGUGCUGUUGCCGAGCUUGCUUAUGAAAACGUUGGAUCAGGGGACUGAUACGCAUUUACUGGUAUCGAGGGAGAGGGGGAGAGCUAAGGGAGUUGGUGUUGAGGUGAUUAAGGAUCGGGUGGGUGAUUGGUUAGGAAGGAGGUGUGUUUGGGACGGAUUGUGA
Aspergillus glaucus CBS 516.65 is the source of this 948-nucleotide messenger RNA. RefSeq lists its product as uncharacterized. NCBI's taxonomy places the organism in Eukaryota, Fungi, Ascomycota, Eurotiomycetes, Eurotiales, Aspergillaceae. The coding region runs from base 1 to 948 and encodes 315 amino acids. The record is from RefSeq and is a predicted model, not a curated record. The transcript has 2 exons.